Messenger RNA from Papaver somniferum (opium poppy), 255 nucleotides. RefSeq names its product auxin-responsive protein SAUR50-like. The transcript has a single exon. NCBI's taxonomy places the organism in Eukaryota, Viridiplantae, Streptophyta, Magnoliopsida, Ranunculales, Papaveraceae. The coding region runs from base 1 to 255 and encodes 84 amino acids. The record is from RefSeq and is a predicted model, not a curated record. Gene Ontology annotation, biological process: response to auxin.
AUGAUCAUGAUGAGAUCAUCACCAAGCCAAGAUCAUAGUAAUAGCAGAGCUCCAAAGGGGCACUUUGUUGUGUAUGUUGGUAAUGAAAUGAAGAGAUUUGUGAUUCCAACUUCAUACUUGAAACAUCCACAUUUUCAACAACUGUUAGACAAAGCUGCAGAAGAGUAUGGGUUUCAUAAUACAAAGGGAAUUGUUUUACCUUGCGAUGAAGCAACUUUUGGAAGACUUGUUUCUUUUCUGGCCAAGUAUAUGUAA